UCGACCUGUGCACGCAGUCGUGUGGUUUCACUCCUCUAGAGACUGAUAUGCGCACGAGUGAUAUCACCAUGAGUGCUCUUACCCGUCACCAGAUCCUACCUGACAGUACAGACGAAGAGGUCACCGAACACACCAGAACCCUAAUAUGGCAAUUGCUUGGAGGCCUUUUGUUCCCUGACACGAGUGGGACAAGAAUACGAUUAUACUUUUUGGAGGUCUUGCAGGGUGACUUGGCUUUAGCCCGUCGAUGGAGUUGGGGAUCAGCGGUUCUCGGGUACCUCUACCAUAACUUGUGCAACGGCGCCAAGUGGGAAACCAAACAAGUUGGCGGUUGUAUGCACUUGUUACAGAUUUGGGCUUGGUCGGGGAUUUCGAUGGUCCGUCCCUCAGUAGUUCAGGUCAUUCAACAUGACCAUCUUCCAUAUGGGUGCAGGUGGAUCGUCCCCAAGUCAUAUAAGGGAUCCCCAAGACACUGCAUACGCCUGUACCGGGAUGACCUAGACCGAAUGAGUGAGAGUCAGGGUCAUGCUCAUAUUUUGCAAUAUGGCCGAAAUGCAUUACCCCGAUCGAUUUCUUCGGCAGUUCCAUAUAAGGCAAGAUACUCCGGAUGCUCCUUUGGCGGGUACUGAUCAUCACGGCAAUCGUUCCAACAUAGUAACCGGUGCCUUGGCGUUGUGGGCGGACAUACAACAUAAUAUAUACUUUCUUGAUUAUGAUCGACAUAUGUCCGUCGAAGCAACUAAGAGGUACCGAAAAUGGUACCAGAAGCAUGGUAUGACACGUGUCCAGAACCCUUCUCACAAUGUGCCCACGACAGGCUACAUCCCGACAUCACACGAUUGGGGUAUUGUGAGGCAGAGCUUUUACGAGCUGAAUCAGCUCUUAGCCGACCGCGCAAGUCAUGAGGACUGUCAAAAACGACUACAGCGGAUGGCCCUGGACGUAGGUGAUGAAGAGAUGCUCCGCCGGGGCAUAUUCCAUUAUGAAGAUGAAGAUGAAGAUGAAAGUGGAAGUGACGAAGAGGAUGAUGCAGAUGAACAUGAAGGUGGGGGUGAGCACUCACAAUCGCCCCCUCAAUUUUCAACACGUGAGGGUGUCUCAUUUGAUCAACCACCCCCUCAAUUCUCAACGCAUCAAGGUGUCUCAUUUGAUCAACCACCGCCGUAUUAUGAUUCUUAUCAGUACUCCACACAAGCGGUUGAUUAUGUUGAUUCAUUUCUGGAUUCGUCGUCGUUUUACUAUGGAGACACAAUGGGGCCUUGGAAC
Messenger RNA from Cuscuta europaea, 1266 nucleotides. Lineage: Eukaryota; Viridiplantae; Streptophyta; Magnoliopsida; Solanales; Convolvulaceae. The record is from the annotation of a GenBank genome assembly.